AUGACAACAUGGAUAGGACUAAAAGCAGGGGAAAUAAACGAGUCUCUUCGUAAACUCAGAGGACUCGUAACACCAUUACAGCCUGGUUUGGCUGUUGGGAGGCAAUUAGCAAUAGAAGGUGCCUCCAACACCCUUACUCCGGACAUACAAGUUAGUGGGCCCAUGCUAGAAGCCUCAGUCAUCCCCAGCACUCAACGUUCAACAUCAAUUGAGGACAAUGCAACUUGCGUCAAUGAAGAGCAUCUUGAAGCUCCAAUGGACCAUGAUGGUGAUUUCCCAAUGCUCCCCACACCAUUACCCACCUCCAAACGUCCUGAAUCUCCCUCUAUGCCUGCCCCCACAAUGGACCAAGAUGGUGGUUCCCCAAUGCUUCCCACGCCAUUACCCACCUCCAAACGUCCUGAAUCAUCCUCUACCUCUGACCAUGAUGGUGGUUCCCCAAUGCCAGAAAGUCUAGAAACUUCAUUGGCCUCAGUUCUCAACUCAGUUUUUCAAUCCCGUCCCAUUUUAUCCCCUCACCUUGGGACUGUUAAUCCCUCUCAUAUCUCCCUCCCGCUCAAUGUGUUGGGAGAAAAUCUUUCAGGCCAAGAAGAUAUUGAGAUGGGCGCCCUUAGUGAAUUAUCAUCAUCAUCUGAAGAUGAAGAUUCUGAGCAUUCGCCAGCUAGGCCUGCGAAAAAAAUAAAUCCUGAGGUGCAACUGUCUGACAAUGACGAUACCGACGAUGAAGAAUCUUUGUCAUCAUCGUCAGAUGAGUCUACAGACAGUGGUGUCAAGAAGCCUAUUGGGAAUACCUCAGGCAACAGGGGUGGAAGAGGUGAUCCUGGAAACUUGAAGAAACCCAGGGUUGGCUCAUCAAAGGUAGACACUAAGGGACCCAAAGCGGAGGGUUCCCAAGCGACUGGUGGCGAGAAUAAUCCUAGGAAACGCUCUCGAUUCAGUUCUAUUGGGAAUUCUCCAGAUAAGCCGAUCAAUGUUGAUGAGUUUCUCUCAAUGUUUGAACCUGCAAUACUGCAUGAUUAUGGCAAGGACGAAGAGAUUUCUCUUAGUAAAGAAGAAGCUCCUCGCAUUGUCUGUGACCGGUCAUUCACAGUUUACGAUAUUGAUGGCAAUCCUCAUGAAUUCACGCCAGAAUUCCAUCAUGGUGUCUUCAAUGACCGGUUCCAAGAGUUUAUGGAACUUGUUUAUGAUGGUUACAUUGAGGGUCGUCCUCCUCACAUCGUGGAUCCACAAAACUCUUGUCUGGCAAAAUUGCAUCAUCAAGACUUUUUGACCAUGUCUGCCUCAGACAUCCAGAACAAAAUGCGCCAUAAACAGGUUGUCGUCACUGGGCUCCCCUUCGAUGAAAAGAUGCAGUUCGAUGCCAAAGGCCUUCGCACCGUUGUUGGUUCCAUGACUGCACAGAUCUCCAUUACUGACUUCUCAGUCAUCAACCCAGGGACCGACUGCGUUCCCUCUGUUGUCAGUGGCCAUGUUAACGACCUUCUUGAGAAUGCCUCGAGCACCGGCAAGAUUUUGAAUGGACUUGACCUCCCCAUGUGGUCUUCCUAUCGUCCUUCGAACAAUUAUGAAACAGAUGCUGUUGCAUGGAAUGUUACCCGUGGGACCCACAGAAUUCCGCUUCAUGGACCCUUCCCAACCCAGGACCGUGAAUGGGGUAUUGCCGGUCUUAAGCAUGUUCUCACUUUUCUCCACAUUGACUGCGAUGGGUUUAACACAAGAUAUGGCACUAAAGUUGGACGAAAACUGUGGGCCUUCUUGAGACCGCAAGAUUCGAAAAAACUCUCUUCAAUUGACUUCUACAUGGAUGAAGAUGGUUUUUCUCUCUCUGGGAAGCCCAAGGAUAUCAAGUAUGACUUUGAGGCUGUUGUUCUUCGGCCUGGUGAUGAACUUCAUAUGCUGCCCAAUUCUGCACAUUGGGUAUAUGGCAUAGAUGAUGUGAUUGCACAGGGCGGUCAUUACUAUUCCUCAUAUCUUAUGCAGGAGACUCUGCAAGGCGUUGUACAUGCCUUUGUUCUCAACAAGUUUUUAACAAACACAGAGCAUAUUCCCUCUCGUCACCUAUUGCGGAGGAUCCUGAUCUUCUACCAAGUUGGCCUCAUUGAGGGUGGCAUCUCUGACGACGAUCCUGCAUCAGUUCAUCUACCUAACGUUGAGACAAUGGAGGGCAUGCUCCAUAUCAUCUGUCUUGCAGUCCUGAUUAUUCUUGGCAAUGUUCUGGAUUUCAGGACUUACAGCACUCCAAAUCAAGGGGAAGAUGAUGAAGCCUCUCCUACCCAAAGAACAUUGAUGGACACUGGUGACAUCAAUGCCAUUCCCAACAAUGAAAGAAUCGCGUAUUGUUAUGCACGUGGCGUGGCUUUACACAUCCUCAAGUGGCUCCGUUCCUGUGCCACUUUCACUGGCCCACCGGAUGGUCUUGCCGACGAUCUGAUAUCUCUUUUUUUUGUUCAGAUUUUGGCUAGUCUAUCAGACUACAAAAGCCUUGCUGAAGCAAAGAGUUAUGGUGGAGUCCCCCAUUGCACCUCCCAUUUGCUCAGUAAACAGAUUGCCAACAUUCUUGAGGUGGAUCCGAUUCUGAAGGCUGCAUGGGCAUAUAAAGAACGUGUUCCUUCGCGCUCUCUCGCCCUCGAGGAGAAGGAGAAGUACAACGUUGAAUGGCGGUGUGAUUGGGAACCCAUGUCGUGGAGAGCCCCAUCUGUUGAUUUUGCUCUCACAGGGCAGACUCCUUUUGACAUCAAGUUCUUUCAGGCCACUAAGCUGCGGAUUAACUCUGAGAAUGCCAACAUGAUUGUUGUUGAUGUCGUCAAACCUCCUCGCAAGAAAGCAAAAAUUGAUUCGCUUUGCGAUCUGGUGCAAUUAGCUGCUACUUGCAAAGCUUUUACAAAACCUGCCACUCUAGAAUUAUUGGAAAAGCAAACAAGCAUUGUUCGUCUGAAAACAUUGAUCCCUCUAGAUGCUCCAGCCCUUGCAUCUAAUUGGGCUGCCUUCAAUAAAGUUGCUGGCUCUAUGACUGCUAUUAGUCAUGAUCAAUCUAAAGGCAUCAUUCAAGACACAGCUGAUGUCCAAAACUUUGCAUCAUCUGUUUGUUGGGCUGUGGAACAUAAUCUGCUUCCCAGAGACAUGUUUAAGCAUCUGACUGCUCUAUCAUUGUCCAUAAUACCCAACUGGCCUCUCUCAGACUUCUUACCAUUCCUGUUGGCUUCACAUAAUCUUUACCAUCUGGUAUUAUCUCAUCUUGGGUUCUCUGAGGCAGAUCCUAAGUUUCAGGAUGCUAUGGCUAGUCUUCUGGACAAUUGUCCCCUCCUGAACUCCCUUACUCUUGAUCUUGACAGUUCAUCUUCAAAUCAGCCACCUUUAUUCACCAAAGACACUAUCCAUACUAGGCUUAGGAGCCUCAAUAUCUUGUGUGAUGGUCAACCUAUCCACUUAUAUUUUCCAGCAUUUCCAUGUCUUCAGGAGCUUACUGUCCGAGCUCCAGAAAAUGUUGACAUUUAUAAACUGCAGCCUGAUUACCAUCUGGAUUUGCCAGCACUCCUGCACUUCAAGGUGGAGACUGCAGCCAAAUACAUUUCUCUCAAGUCCUUUGACUACAUUUCAUCGACAUAUUCCCUUGUUUCUUUCUCUGUGCAGUAUACAGAUGCACCACCAUUUCCUCAAACAAUUGAAAGAACAUUGAUGAAGAUAAAGCAGAUAUGCUCUUCUGCUUCAUUUCACGACCUCAUCAUAUGUUAUUGGGCAGACCCUCUUGGUACACCUAUGGAUGAGUACUUCCUUGAAAAUGAGGGUGACUAUGCCCCAUUUUCAGCCCUGAAACUCAGAAAGCAUCUUGUGUCAUUUCCACUCCGCUGUCUGAUCAUAGAUGUGGAACUUCCCUUCACAAUGCUACAUGAUCAUUUCCUCUUAACUAUUGGCCAGACCUGGCCAUCUCUUGAAACUUUGCAUCUGAUCCCCGGAAAUGGAAUUCCUGUUCCUGUAUCAGCCUCAACCCGAGGAGUAAUGCGACUUCUGGAACUCUGCCCACAAUUGGAGUCAUUAAAGAUUCCAUUUUUUCAUCCUGCUGAUAUUCAGCUGCAAUCUCCUCCAACAUCAACUUACCCCUGA
Messenger RNA from Laccaria bicolor S238N-H82, 4101 nucleotides. RefSeq lists its product as uncharacterized. The record is from RefSeq and is a predicted model, not a curated record. Bases 1 to 4101 code for a protein of 1366 amino acids. NCBI's taxonomy places the organism in Eukaryota, Fungi, Basidiomycota, Agaricomycetes, Agaricales, Hydnangiaceae. The transcript has 12 exons.